Molecule: messenger RNA, 246 nt
Organism: Pieris macdunnoughi
Lineage: Eukaryota; Metazoa; Arthropoda; Insecta; Lepidoptera; Pieridae
Source: the annotation of a GenBank genome assembly
AUGGACCCAAGAAAAUUUUAUGGAGGCGUACAUACCAUCAUUCAAAAAUUUCCUAACGGCAGCACUGAUGAAGAGCUUUCUGAUGAUGAUACCUACAGAAAACGGCCUACGAAUCGGCCACCCAUAAUAAUACCUGAAUCGGAUUCUAACACGGAUGACGACAUUCCAUUAUCAGAACUUCCCAGUACCAGUUCACGUGCUAACAGAAACGCAAAACCUAGAUGGAGGGACGGUUUUUUAGAGUAA